Messenger RNA from Rotaria sordida, 1932 nucleotides. The record is from the annotation of a GenBank genome assembly. NCBI's taxonomy places the organism in Eukaryota, Metazoa, Rotifera, Eurotatoria, Philodinida, Philodinidae.
AUGCACACCGUCUUUCGAAUUGGUGAAGUUCGAAAACUUGACAAGAAAAGUCCACUUUACCAAGUGGACCUUAAACUUACGUCGAAUGAUGACCAACAACUGCAUCAAUUAACCGACUGUAUACGAGAAGAAUCUUCAGGUAGCACUGGAUGGUAUCGAAUGGGUCCAUUGCUGCUCAAAAUUGGUCAAUUUGACAAGGCCGAAGAAUUAUACAUGGCAUUACUAGAACAGGCAUUUGACGACAUUGAUAAAGCAUAUAUCUAUCACCAGCUCGGAUGGGUGAAAAAAGAUCAAGGACAGUACAAAGAAGCAGUUUCAUUUUAUGAAAUGUCUCUCAAAAUUAAACGAAAAACUCUACCGCAAGAUCAUCUUUCAUUGGGUCCUACCUACAACAACAUCGGUGGAGUGUAUAAGAACAUGGGUGACUACUCGAAAGCACUUGAAUUUUACGAAAAAUCACAUCAAAUAAAAGAAAAAGCUCUACCUCCAAAUCAUCCCGAAUUAGCUAUUUCCUACAGCAACAUCGGUAAAGUGUAUAACAACAUGGGCGACUACUCGAAAGCAUUUGAAUUUUACGAAAAAUCACAUCAAAUCUACGAAAAAGCUCUGCCUUCGAAUCAUCCCUCAUUGGCUGCUUCCUACAACAACAUUAGUACUACAUAUUUCGGCAAAGGAGACUACUCGAAAGCACUUGAAUUUUACGAAAAAGCACAUCAAAUCUACGAAAAAGCUCUGCCUUCGAAUCAUCCCGAUUUGGCUACUUCCUACAACAACAUCGGUGGAGUGUAUAAGAACAUGGGUGACUACUCGAAAGCACUUGAAUUUUACGAAAAAGCACAUAAAAUAAGAGAAAAAGCUCUGCCUCCUAAUCAUCCCCAUUUGGCUAUUUCCUACAACAACAUCGGUCAAGUGUAUAACGACAUGGGUGACUACUCGAAAGCACUUGAAUUUUACGAAAAAUCACAUAAAAUCCUCGAAAAAGCUCUGCUUCCGAAUCAUCGCUCAUUGCCUACUUCGUACAACAACAUCGGUGGAGUGUAUAACAACAUGGGUGACUACUCGAAAGCACUUGAAUAUUACGAAAAAUCACAUAAAAUAAAAGAAAAAGUUCUACCUUCGAAUCAUCCCGAUUUGGCUAUAUCCUAUAACAACAUUGGUCUAGUGUAUAGCAACAUGGGUGACUACUCGAAAGCACUUGAAUUUUACGAAAAAUCACAUAAAAUCCUGGAAAAAGCUCUGACUCGGAAUCACCCUCAUUUGGCUAUUAGUUACUUGAAUUUUGCAGCGUGUUACGAACGAAUGGGUGAUUACGCAGCAGCUCUUAAGGCUCUUCAAAGUGCUUUUCAAAUUCAACAACAAGCAUUUCAAGAAGGUAAUCCAGCUUUUGCUUCAACAUAUAGUAGGUUAGGAAGAAUUUAUCGCAGUAUGAAAGAUUAUCCAAAAGCACUUGAUAAUUUCGAAAAAUGUCUCACAAUAGUUCAAAAAACGUUACCUGAAAGACAUCCCAAUCGAGCUAUUACAUAUAGUAAUAUAGGUGAUGCUCAUCGAUUAAUGGGUAAUUAUGAAAAAGCACUUGCAUUUCAUCAAAAAGCAUUAAAUAUUCAAGAAAAUGUUCAAUGUAAUCCUCUGGAAUGUGCAAAGACAUAUAUAAAUUUAGGUGAAACUUAUCGUAAAAUGAAAGAGUAUUCAACAGCAUUGACAUAUUUCGAAAAAGGAUUAGAAAUACGUGAGAAGAAAUUAUCAAAAAAUCAUCCUGAUUUAGCUGUUGUAUAUCAUAAUAUGGCAAAAGUAUAUUUGGCUACACGAAAAUAUAGUAUGGCAAUAAAAAAUAUUCAACAAGCAGUUGAAAUAGCUCAAGAAAAAUUACCUUCAACUCAUCCUCAUCUUUUGGAAUAUAAUGAAACAUUUGAAAGAAUUCGAAAGAAAAUGUAA